This is a messenger RNA of Pisolithus orientalis, 2007 nucleotides long. RefSeq lists its product as uncharacterized. NCBI's taxonomy places the organism in Eukaryota, Fungi, Basidiomycota, Agaricomycetes, Boletales, Pisolithaceae. Bases 1 to 2007 code for a protein of 668 amino acids. The transcript is spliced from 5 exons. The record is from RefSeq and is a predicted model, not a curated record.
AUGUCCGUCACUUCUCGUGAGAUCGGAACCCUCAUCGUUGUGGUGCUCAAGGCGAAAAAUCUACCGAACAAGAGGCACAUAGGAAAACAAGCACCGUACUGCCUGAUAACUCAUAAUGAUCACAAACGCCGGACCAGGGUGAUCAAACGCGGUGGCCAACAUCCGGAGUGGGACGAAGAAUUUCGGUUCACUAUCUAUGAAGAUAUGGAAGCUGAAAUCCCAAAAUCUGCAACGAGGGACGAACUUCCACCUCCACUACCACCGAAGAGGUCAAAGGGACCUAAGAAAAUCAAGGGUGGAUGCCUCAUGAAACUGCAGUGUUACGCAGAUGAUAUCCGUGACCCUGACUUUAUUGGGGAAACCCUCGUUGACCUCACAGAAGCUCUGACGAAGGGCGAAACAGAUGAGUGGUUUGCGUUAAUGAACAAAGACAAGUAUGCCGGAGAGGUCUACCUCGAGUUAACCUUUUGGUCGAAUGAGCCACCACCUGAAAAACGUUACCCUCAAAAACCGAAGACGCCAAAUAGAACUUAUGGCGGUCCGGGGUCCUUCACACCAGUAGAGACAGGUUCCCAUCCACCAAACAGCGAUGCCCCUAUCGUUCCUUCUCGAGGAAGAAUCAGUGACGUUGAUGGCAGUCACCUUAAUUCAUUACCAUCUUCUCUUAGGUCGUCUCGUCUUGAACUAUACUCCGCACCCUACGAGAAAAGCAAUCGGGUUUCCGCUGGGACAGUGGACCACUUGGCAGAAGAUUUCUCUGAGUUAGGCAUGAUGGAUAGUCGAAGAAGGGAAAGCUACCCACCUGCUAACCAUACCAUACGUCCAUCAACUUCGGCAAGCCUUAGUUCUCAACACUCAUACAGCCCGAACUCGCAUAGCCAAACCGACAUCUCAGGCUUUGUUUAUGACGUGACAGGUUCCGCAAAUACAGGCCCCCCUCGGUAUCAUACCCCAUACGAGAAUGCUGCUUUAUCCGGACAUGCUGGUCCUCGAUAUAGCAUGCCAUCGACUUCUUCUGGUUUUGUACCGGUGUCAACGACUACGCCUACUCCAACGUCCCUUGGGGGAACGCCAUCAUACUUACCGGAGGGCCAUGGUUUCAACCACUUACAUGGGUACUCGGUACCCCCCCCUCCUCCCCCACAUCCUGUACCACCAUCCAGCUUCCAGUCUCAGUAUCUUCAGCGCUCCGCCACCGUCCACACUUCAGCUCCCACUACACCUACCCCUCCAGUGGCACCUAAUCCGCCGGCUGCCACUUCCCAUCACACCCCGCACUUGCAGAACUCGUAUCUACAGUAUUCUCAUUCUCCAGACCAGAUUGUUGUUCCAUUCCCGUUGCAUUUUAACAUGUCACAAGAACAUUUCAAUGGGCCCUCCGUUCCCCCGUCGUUACCGCCGUCUUCGUUAGCACCAACUGGACUUUCGACUCCUCCACAGGUGCGUCCCAGGUACGCUUCCACGUCGUCACCCCCCCCGCGGGAGUAUCUACCACCGGCUCCGGUUCACAACACUACUCCUACUGGGUCGCGGCCACUACCGCAGCCUGGUCAGUCUCAACGAGAUCGCCGUAAGUCAGUGGCUGGGUUCAUUAGCAGCGGUUCGUAUCCAGGCAUUCCACCAGCCCCUCAGUACCACCGUGUCCCGUCUUCCCACACGACGCCUCCUUUGCCUCCUCCGCCAGUACCCCAUGAGCUGCCAAAUGUUCAGACACCUUCACUCCCAAACCCUUUCCCUGAGGCACAAGGUCAUGGGAAUACCUCUCGACCCGCCUUACCUCAGCCGCCGGUUGGCUAUCACUCAGGGUCCAAGUACCCGUCGCUACCCCCUCCACAACCAGACAUAUCUCUGAACAGACAGAUGCCUCCGGCUUUACCCUCGUCGUCCUUCGGAAAUGGAACCUAUUUACCUGGAUUCCCACCGCAGGGAUCCCAACCACACACCAACUAUGGACAGAUUUUACCCUCUUCACCCUUACCAGCGGACUGGCAGAGAGCAUUUUCAUAA